GUUCAACCACUCUGUCCUCACUCUUAAUUUCCCGUCUUUCCCUUGUGAAAUUUCUCCCGCAUCUUAAGAGAAUUAUAUAAGAGAUAAAACAUUAAAGGACCUGAGGUCAAGAAACCCACCACCUAAUUUUUAUUCUCUAGUUGCCAGUUUUUGUUUUUGUUUUCUAAAAUCUAAAACCCUCUUUGCUUUUGGCAUUUUAUCUCUUUCAUGGCUCCCUAUCUUCUUUUAUCUCUUCUUCUUUAGUUCCUUCUCUUCUCAUCAAUAAUAUUGGCCUUUUCUUUUCAUGGCUUCCCUCUUUCUCUUCAUUUCUCUUUAAACGUUUCCAUUUGAGUUUCUGUUUGCCUUAGUGUGGGUUAUUUUUUCUGUUACUGCAAAUCAAUAAGCUUGUGAUUUCAAGAUAGAAAAAUCAAGAAUAGUAUGGAGAGUAAAGCAUUGAGAAGUUGCCUGGAGAAGAAGAUAUUGCUUCUCUCUUAAACCUCUCCCAUUUCUCUGCACCAUCACAAACAUUCCCUAUAGAGGUACUUUUCUUUUAAUCCAAGCUUUGAUUCCAAUCUGCUUUCCUAGUUCCUAAAUCACAUGCAUUUUAUUAUCUUCUCUGAUAAUCUGCUGCAGCUUUUCUUGUAUUUUUGCAUCUGUUCUGCUGUAAAAUUGCAGUGGGUUCUUUUGGAUUUUCCUUCUCUUGUUAAAGGCGCUGUUGCAUCUUCCACCAUGGCUACUAAGAUCAAAGGGAUCUACAAGAGCUUCAAGUACAUCACCCAAAUCUUUGCAGUGGUGAAGGAGAGAGAGAUGGAAAUUGGGUACCCAACAGAUGUCAAGCACGUGGCACACAUAGGUUGGGAUGGUUCUUCUGGUAAUGCACCCAGUUGGAUGAAUGAAUUCAAGACAACUCCUGAUUUUGCAACAACAACGCUCAGUAAUGCAAGAGAUCCUAAUUCUAUUGCUUUCCCCUCAUGGUCCUCUCAAGAUUUUGAUCAAUCUAUUGGAAAUCAACCCAUACCCAAUUCGCUCAUUAACAUUUCAUCUUCAGAUCAUCUUUCAAGUAUUACCAAGAAACCUAAAAGGAAAAAGAAGACGAAAAGUUCCUCCCCCACAUCCUCAUCUACCACUUCAAGAUCCCCACCAGCCAUGAACUCCAAGGCUGCAUGACAUGAACUUGUCAUCACCAAAGUUAGAGAUCUAGAAGUAUGAAGAUUUGGUGCAAAUUAACACAGAAAACUACCACCUUGCAUGCCAAAAAUUGCAAAAGGUCACCGUUCAAGAUGAGAUCGGUGUCACAAGAGCACAAGGGAAGUUAGAUGUUACAAUGGAGAAAAAUGUGAAGAUGCAAAAGUUUUUGUCCUCCUACCCAUAUAUUACUGAGAAAUGUGUAAUGGGUAAAUUGAGCUAGUGAAAAUUUUUGCCAAUUCAAAUGAUUUGACGGAUGUAAACAAGUAAUUCAUUACCAUUCGAAUUCAA
Messenger RNA from Manihot esculenta (cassava), 1455 nucleotides. Its product is annotated as CRIB domain-containing protein RIC10. Bases 577 to 1146 code for a protein of 189 amino acids. The transcript is spliced from 4 exons. The record is from RefSeq and is a predicted model, not a curated record. Lineage: Eukaryota; Viridiplantae; Streptophyta; Magnoliopsida; Malpighiales; Euphorbiaceae.